AUGAGCAAAGCUAAGCUGAGAACUAGGCUGGGCUGGUACCGGAAGCCGGACAUUUGCCAACAUGCGGCUACCGAAAUCUGGUCCAAAAAAGACAUACAGACACAAACGAGCAGGUGUAGGGGCAGGAAAGGUCUCAUCAAUCUCUGGUGUGAGGAAUAUGGUAUUCCAAACGGGUCUGACGCCAGGCCAGGACUCUACAAGCCUCUACUGCUGGCCCCCUUUUGGCACCGUUUCAGCCGCUUGAACCCACUCAUUUCACUUUCAGCUUGCUUUCAACGCCAGCCACUUUGCUCCUCCUUUUCUGGUCUCCACGAUGCCCAUCUACCAGUCGGUCAGCCCACGCCUCAAGCAAACUUCUGCUUGCCUUCUGAGGGCCAGUCUACCUUCCGAGUCAACUCCAUUUUAGCGUUAGUGAGUAGGUUUUGUCACUCACUCGAGGUCGUGACAGUCAUUGCAGGAGCCACUUUCAAUCUGACUUUAUCCUCCAGUCAGCACAGACAUGGUGGCAUCCGCUUGUUAUGA
Protopolystoma xenopodis is the source of this 522-nucleotide messenger RNA. Lineage: Eukaryota; Metazoa; Platyhelminthes; Monogenea; Polystomatidea; Polystomatidae. The record is from the annotation of a GenBank genome assembly.